AUGUCUGAACCUUCCAAGGUCAACGCUCAGAUCAACACCGCUCUUGGUUCUGCCAAGGAGAUGCUCGGCUCGACCAUCGAGGCCGGCUACCAGGCCGUCGGCGGCUCGUCUGAGCCCUCGAGCUUCACUACGGCCGGAAAGGAGCAGCGCCUGAAGGGAGAAGGAGAAAUGAAGGCCGCAGAGGCCAAGGGCUACGCAGAGGGGCGAAAGGACGCUGUUGUCGGCGCCAUUACAGGCGACAAGGCUCAGGAGGCGAAAGGAAACGUCCAGCAUGACAAGGGCGAGGCCCAGAUGAAGCUGAACAGCUAG
This is a messenger RNA of Vanrija pseudolonga, 309 nucleotides long. RefSeq lists its product as uncharacterized. The coding region runs from base 1 to 309 and encodes 102 amino acids. The transcript is spliced from 3 exons. Lineage: Eukaryota; Fungi; Basidiomycota; Tremellomycetes; Trichosporonales; Trichosporonaceae. The record is from RefSeq and is a predicted model, not a curated record.